Molecule: messenger RNA, 4838 nt
Organism: Xiphias gladius (swordfish)
Lineage: Eukaryota; Metazoa; Chordata; Actinopteri; Istiophoriformes; Xiphiidae
Gene: cep162
Product: centrosomal protein 162
Exons: 30
Coding region: 314-4423 (1369 amino acids)
Biological process (GO): cilium assembly
Cellular component (GO): centrosome; centriole; axonemal microtubule
Source: RefSeq, a predicted model, not a curated record
GACAACGUCUCGUCCCCUCUUCAAUUUAUUUUAAAAAUGCCAAUCCCUGUUAGUAAAUCCGACCAUGUUGUGGUGCACUAACCUUCGUUUUAAUAAUUUGAAGGUUAUUAUGAAAAAUAUGGCAUAAGAUGCUUUAGCGAGCAGCAUAUUAUAUUCGUAACAUUUCACGUUUUAUGAAUGAUGCACAGUGAUCGCAAGCGUCGUACGCGGACUAUUUUGGUGUCAGACCAUUGUGGGAUUCCUGGUAGACUAGGAAAUAUAAGCAAAACUAGCCGUCGAAAAGACACUGGCAUCUCUUAGCCAGUUAAAGCCCAUGUCAGAGGUGUCUGGGUUCCCAUUGACUGAUGGAGUGAACAGCAUCACUAUGUCUCACAGACUGACCAAGGAGGAGCUGGAUGAACAGUUUGAGCUGUUCUUAAAGGAGUCUGUUUCAGAUGACUCGGUGGAUUUGGGCAGCUCUGAGAAGCAGCCCUGUGCUAAAAGCAGUCAGAAAUCAGCCCUGAAACCAACACUGUCAUUGUGGCAAGAUGACGAACACAGUGUUGGAGGAACAGGGAGAGAGACGGCCAAAAGCAGAUUUAUCAAAGCCAAAAAGUCCCAGCCAGAGAAUGAGGGACUGCUGGGUUCUGGGACGUUUUCUAGGAAGUAUUUGAGGAAGUCUCACCCUAUUCGAGAGGAGGAAGAGGGUCCAGGAGACACUGGUUUGAGGAAAGAAGGGCUGGAAUCAGUUGUUCUCAGCAAAGACAACGUAGAGACAGAGAACUCAGUCAUGGUAUCAGCUUUGAACAUGAUCAGUAUGGGCUUGGACACACUGGAGGAAGAAGAGGAGAAAGCCAGGUUUUUUACCCAACUAGAAGCCGGAGCCUCAUCAACUAUAGAUUACUCCAAGAUGAACAGAGAGCUGGACUCAACUAGUUCUACUAUUGAUACUAACCUCAGGAAAGCUGAGGAAGAAGUGAAGCAGAGUGAUGAGGUUCAAGGACAACCAGAGACCAUAAGAAGCUCUCCAGGCUCUCCACACUACAGUGAGGAUUUUGAGGAUGAGGAGAAUGGGAAAGAGCCACUGGAAGAGAAGUCUAAGAUGUCUCCAAUUAUUGCCAAAGUUUCUCUCUAUGAUUCUUUGGAUGACACUGGUGGAGAAGACAGAAGGAAGGACACAGUAGAAUCACCGGACAGAGGCCACCCAUAUGUGCACAGUGGAGGGUCGGAGAUGGAGGCUCUUCAUGAAGCCUACAGACAGAUUGAUGUUGUGGAGGAUUCAGAUGACUAUAAUCACCAUUGUUCAUCUCUGGAACAGAGGGGGAGGAUCCACAGAUCUGUUUCUCCAUCCUUCCCUCCUCACCAUGUCGGGCAGUCUCUUCAGCCUGAUUCUACAAAUGAGUCAGAGCUACCCACUGCAGAAGAGCUGAUGAGGCCCAUCCGACCAGAGGAGGACCAUAUCAGAGGGUUCACUCUCCAGGCUGUCAGUGCUGUGGAACUUGACCAAGAAAAAACAUCCUGCUCCUUGGAAAGGACUUUCCCAGAUGUGACUUAUACAGAAUCACAACUAAAGCAACCAGGAAAGGCUGACCCCAUUGCAGGGAUGAAGGGAGCCAAAGGAUUGACUAGCUCCCCUUCCAGCUCCCCAGAUCAUCCCAACCGUGAACUGACAUGGAGCAUCAGAGAUGAAGUAGAGAGAUUGAUGAAGGAUCACAAGAAUUCUUCUUACAUAUCGUCUCAGGCUGGCAAAGUUAAGAAACAACCGGCCUCCCGCAGCUCCACAAUUUCUCAUCCUUCUACAUCUUCAGUGAGGAAACCCACUGUGGCUCCUGUGAGAGGCAGGAAAGUAGAGGGGAGAACACCAGUGACUUCCAGGUCAUCAGGGAUCAGUGGAGCUGCUGCUACAGCCAAAACCCAUUCUCCGCAGCAUCCAUUAAGAGCUAAAUCCACAAAGAGCCUAGAAAAAGAUGACUAUACAGAGCCAGGUCUGAAGGUGAGCAGUGAGCUGGUGGCAUCUGUUCAGUCCUUAGUGGCUGUCAUCCAACAGCAGAUAAACACCAACAGUCACCAGGAAACCAAACUGACACAUCAUCUUCCAAAGAACAAUAGGGAUGAGGACAGCUCUCUGGUGAAGGAGCUGAGAGUCCAGCUGGCUCAGAAAGAGAGGGAGCUGCAGAUGAUGAAAGAAGGAGCAGAGGAGCUCAACUCACUCAGACAGCAGAACUACCUACUGCAAAGCAAGCUGCGAAGUGCAGAAGAAGAAGCCAGUCAGAGGAAGAGAUGGGCUGAGGCCACAGACCCUGCAGCAAAGGAAAAGUUCCAACGGAUUGAUAAAGAAAUUAAAGAGCAGGAGAUUCUCAUUAAAGGUUACCAGCAGGAGAAUGAGAAGCUGUACUUGCAGAUGAAGGCUCAGCAGGCCAAGAGUAAAGCCAAUGAGGAGGCCAUGUUUAAUGAAAACCAAAGGCUGCUGAAUGAGCUGGAUUUCACAAGGGAGCAGCUGAGUAAAACCUCAAGGCCUGUGGGAAAUAUCUGUUUAAUGGAUCACACUCAACGCAUUACAGACUUAUUAGCUCAAAUAAAUACAUUUCAGACGAAUGAGGCUAAGAUGUCUGAGGACAUUCACAGACUGAAGCAAGAAAAGCAGGCUUUGGAGAUAGACCUGCAGCUAAUGAAGAAAGAGAAAGACCUGGCUAAAGCCCAGGCCAUCUCCACCUCUGGUGAUAAGACCUUUGAGCUGUGUGUAUUGGAGGACAAGCACAGAGAGGAAGUGUCAGCCCUGAAGAAAAAGCUGCAGUGGUUUGCUGAGAACCAGGAGCUUCUGGACAGAGAUACUGUCAGGCUGAAGGCUGCUACAGCAGAGAUACAUCAACUCAAAGAGCAGGUAGAAAAACUGAAAAUUGAAGUGAGCAAAAGAAGCAGUGAGCGGCAGAGAAAGGCAAAAGAGAAAUCUGUGGACACAAAGAGGAUGCAGGACCUGGAGCGACAGGUGAAGGAGCUGGAGCAGAUACUGAGACACAGAAACCCAAACUCCCUUCCUGCUCUAAUAUACGCUGCAGCCAGCGCUGGUGGUGAGGAGGAUGUGGGCACAGCUAAGGCGUCUUCACCCAGUCGCAUCGUCACUCUGCUGGAGCACAGGAUCCAGCGUCUGGAAGCAGAGCUGGAGAACCAUGAUGAGGAGGCCAAACGCAGUCUGAGGGCCAUGGAACAACGGUUCCACAGUGUCAAGCUCCGCUAUGAGUUCCAGAUCUCAGAGCUGGAGCAGCAGCUGGAACAGAAACAGCAGGUUGAAGCUGCAGGCUCAGCAGCUGAGACCAAGCAAUGGAUGUCACAGGUUCAAACUCUGGAGGAAGAGCUACAGCAGGUGAAGGAAACCCACCAGGAGAAAGAGAAAUCUCUCCACAACCAGGUUGAGUCUCUGCAGCAACAGCUCACAAACAAGGCCCAGCCAAGUCCAGGCCGACACCAGUGUCAGACCGAGGCAGCGUUUGGCGUUCGGAUAGAGCGGUUUAACCACGAGCUUGCCACCAAAACACGAACCAUUCAGGAGCUGCGCCGCACCGUGGAGAGACUGCAGAAGGAGAGGAGGAGCAUGCUGUCCAUCCCUAACCCACAACCAGAAACGCAUUCUACAGAGACCAAACGACAACCAGGCCUGACCAAGACAUUCUGCUCUGCUACUCCAAAAGAGACAUGUGGAGGGGAAGAAACCUUUCCACCUGCUCAGUAUGAGAAGACCUACCAGCCCACAGUCUUUUCAGGGAGUCAUAUAUCAGAGGUUCUGCAGGAGAACGAGGCUCUGAGACAGCGUCUGGAGCUGCUGGAGCUGCAAAGGGAAGAGGAGAAGGAGGCAUUAAAGGCUGAUGCUGCACAAGCCAAGGAGGAGCUGUGCAGGCUGAAGGAGCACUCUGCAGAGCAGCUGUCUUCUAUGAAGGCAGAACACCUCAGGGUAUUAGACCAGCUGUGUGCCACUCAUGCCCUGGAACACUCAUCCUCAAAGGUCGCUGAACAGGCCAAUAAGCUCAACACCCAGGAGAUAAUGGUGAAACAUUUGCAAGACCAAUUAAAGGAGCUGCAAGGAGCUAAAGAUGCCCUGGCAAUAUCCAGGACUCGAGAGAACACUCUGCAGACGCAGCUCACCAGACUGCUGAAGGAGCUGAAGGAAGCUAAAGAAGCUCAGAGCCCAGAGGUGAAAUUCCUAUGUAGCCUGGAGAGGAAGAUCCUCAACAUGGAGCUCAGACACCAACACAGAGAGAAAGAGCUGAAGCAGGUGAUGGAUGGGUCAUGGCAGACGCUGGAGGUGAAUCAGCAGUCAGAGGUGGAGCACUGGAAGCAUCUGGCUCAGGACAAGAGCAGAGAGCUGGAGGCUUUCCGUCUGGAGCUCGACUCCAUCCUGGACAUCCUGAGACAUCUCCAAAGACAGGGAGUGGUGUUCCCCCCCUCCUGACCCCGUCAAUUAAUGCACACACAAAAUCUGACUUGUAGUUUGUCAUUGAAAGUUAAUGCUGAUACUUGUGUACCGAAGCCAAAGACGGACAACGAAAGCAAUAAUCAAUAUCUCAGCAGUAGAUUUAGUUCAGGUGAAGGGACUCCCAUUGACAGCGAGUGUAAUAUAGGUCAUUAUCCCAAAUGUCAGAGAUGGACAUCAGUAGCUGACUAACUAUUCGCAAUAUUUCAUGUUUACAUUAAAAACAGAAAUAAAGCUACAAGCUACAGAAACAUUUAAAGUUAUGAAGACACAGAAUGUCUUCAUACACAUUCUGUACCUGUUUCUAACUUUUGUGCGCAUUUUUUGUAACAAAGUUCUAUUUUUUAUUUAAAUUAUUUUAACCUAUUUAAGCUGUAGUGAAAAUAAAUGUCUU